AAUAGAUAAAAGAAAUCUUCCUAGGAUUCAGCAAGAAAAAGAAAUAUUCUUAGGAAAACCCUAUUCUUUGAAACUUCACCGUUAGAGGGAGAGAUAUGGGGAAUACAAGCAAAGACCUUCUUCACUUGGAGCACAAGCACAACAAUCCUUCUACCUCACCCUUAGCCUUAGAGUCUACACUUCUCGUUUGUAAAAAAGACUCAUUUCCUCAACCCCAGAUACCCAUUCCUGAUGCAAAGCCCGUUACUGCCCCUGUACCCAAAAGCCAAGUUUUGGGAAAAGUUAAAGACUUCUUAGGAGUGAUAUCAGAGGCUAAUGAAAGGCUUCAAGAUGGUGCAAAGGACAAUUCUGAGAACUAUGAUAUCGAAGUGCUCACUGGAAAUGAAUCUGAAAUCAUUGAAUUGGAUUUGAUGCUUGGUAUUGCUGAUCUUCAUACCCCUGAGGCUGUUGCUGCUGCUGAAUCUGCAAUUGCUGGUUGUCACCCUGUGAUUCCAUUGGCUGCUAGCAAUAGCGGGACAGAUUCAGAAGAUAGCAGUGAUAAUGAUGAUGAUGAUGGUGAAGCAUGCCUUCCUGUGAAUCUUAAAAGAUCAAAGUCUAGCCAAGACCAUUCUUUGAGUGUAGAUGUCAAUCAAUCAGAAAAGCGUCAGAAGAUUGUUGAGCUAUCAUGAAAACUUUGUCCAGUAAAUGGAGUUGGAAUCCGGAAUGAAUGUUAUGAGAUGUAGUUGAAGGAAACAAGUAUUUAGGUAUGUGUCAAAUUAUCGUAAUGGUUGCAUCAGGAGUCGAAGACUUGACUAGGAAGGGAGCUUAGUGAAUGAUUUUGGGAAUGUUUUAGAAUUUUAUUACUGCAGUGUUGAGCGAAACAAUGGUAAAGAAAACUGAUGUGGAGAGUUUUUUUCUUAUGUAGAGUUUUAGACAAGGCAUCUAGUGAAAAAGGGGCACUAUGGGUUGUCACUUGUCUGUGUAUUGUAUAAGUUGUCUUUGAUAAUGUUCUUAAUUUGAUCAAGUAUGUAGUUAUGUUUUCAGGUAGUUUCUAAUGCUGUUACUUCCCCACUGUCCAUGUACUCGUGUAUACGUGUGAUAUAUAUAAAACAUAACAUAACAUAACAUUGCAGCUC
Molecule: messenger RNA, 1115 nt
Organism: Quercus lobata
Lineage: Eukaryota; Viridiplantae; Streptophyta; Magnoliopsida; Fagales; Fagaceae
Exons: 5
Coding region: 96-668 (190 amino acids)
Biological process (GO): box C/D snoRNP assembly
Molecular function (GO): box C/D methylation guide snoRNP complex binding
Source: RefSeq, a predicted model, not a curated record